Odobenus rosmarus divergens (Pacific walrus) is the source of this 1119-nucleotide messenger RNA. It is a transcript of the gene CCR2, whose product is annotated as chemokine (C-C motif) receptor 2. Bases 1 to 1119 code for a protein of 372 amino acids. The transcript has a single exon. Lineage: Eukaryota; Metazoa; Chordata; Mammalia; Carnivora; Odobenidae. Gene Ontology annotation, cellular component: membrane; cytoplasm. Gene Ontology annotation, biological process: immune response; inflammatory response; G protein-coupled receptor signaling pathway. The record is from RefSeq and is a predicted model, not a curated record. Gene Ontology annotation, molecular function: C-C chemokine receptor activity.
AUGGGUGCCAAUGGCACGUUUCCCCAGGUCAGCCACGACAUCCUGUCCACAUCGCAUUCUCUGUUUACAACCAAUAUACAGGGCAGCGAUGAAGAACCCACCACCAUUUAUGACUAUGAUUACAGCGAGCCCUGUCAGAAGACCAACGUGAGACAGAUCGCGGCCAGGCUCCUGCCUCCGCUCUACUCGCUGGUGUUCAUCUUCGGCUUCGUGGGCAACAUGCUGGUCGUCCUCAUCCUCAUCAACUGCAAGAAGCUGAAGAGCAUGACGGACAUCUACCUGCUCAAUUUGGCCAUCUCCGACCUGCUCUUCCUUCUCACCAUCCCGUUCUGGGCCCACUACGCGAUACAUGGGUGGUUCUUGGGGGAGGUGAUGUGUAAGUCAUUCACCGGGCUGUAUCACAUUGGGUAUUUUGGUGGAAACUUCUUCACCAUCCUCCUGACCAUUGACAGGUACCUGGCGAUCGUCCACGCCGUGUUUGCGUUAAAGGCCCGGACGGUCACCUUUGGGGUGUUGACAAGCGGGGUCACCUGGGUGGUGUCCGUGUUCCCCUCUCUCCCCGGGAUCAUCUUCGCGAGAGUGGAAAAGGAAGAUUUUACGUCCUGCAGUUCUCACUUUCCAAAAACAUGGAUGAGUUUCCAUACAAUAAUGAGGAGCAUCUUGGGCCUGGUCCUGCCCCUGCUCGUCAUGGUCAUCUGCUAUUCGGCCAUCCUCAAGACCCUGCUCCGGUGCCGAAACGAAAAGAAGAGGCACAAGGCCGUGAGGCUCAUUUUCGUGAUCAUCAUUGUUUACUUUCUUUUCUGGGCUCCCAACAACAUCGUGCUUCUCCUGAGCACCUUCCAGGAGUCCUUUAACAUGAGCAACUGUCACAGCACCAGUCAGCUAGACCAGAUCAUGCAGGUGACGGAGACCCUUGGGAUGACACACUGUUGUGUCAACCCCAUCAUCUACGCCUUCGUCGGGGAGAAGUUCAGAAGGUAUCUCUCCACAUUCUUCCGAAAGCACAUCACCAAACACCUCUGCAAACAGUGUCCAGUCUUCUAUGGGGAGACCGCGGAUCGAGUGAGUUCCACAUACACACCUUCCACGGGGGAGCAGGAGGUCUCGGUUGGCUUGUAA